Messenger RNA from Ahaetulla prasina, 5253 nucleotides. It is a transcript of the gene FAAP100, whose product is annotated as FA core complex associated protein 100. Lineage: Eukaryota; Metazoa; Chordata; Lepidosauria; Squamata; Colubridae. The record is from RefSeq and is a predicted model, not a curated record. Bases 291 to 2828 code for a protein of 845 amino acids. The transcript is spliced from 8 exons. Gene Ontology annotation, biological process: interstrand cross-link repair. Gene Ontology annotation, cellular component: Fanconi anaemia nuclear complex; nucleoplasm.
AGUUGCUUGCUUAGCUCCGCUGAUUUGCGAUUUCUUACCCAUCUCGAGCUUUGCCUUGUCUAUUGUGAAAGGGUGUGUGUGUGUGUGUCCUUCGGGGUUUAUUGUUCUCUUCGCUCUCACCGGAGGCGCCGGGGUUGUAGUAUGGCCCGGGUGGGGCGGACCCUUGCACGCAAGCAGACUUGCUCCGUUCCCACGUGCUUUCGCAGACGAGGCGGGGUGACACCUGAAGGGCUCUCCGGUUCUGCCCCCACAUCUCUCUGAUUCCCCUUUCCAGGCUGGCAGCGGCGGUCAUGGCCCAGGUGGGGCACAGGGUGGAUUACCUGGCGGGAUUUUGCUGCCCGGUGGGGGGAUUGGCAGCCGGGAAGCCCCGCGUGCUGUGCCACGAGAACCAGAUCUACCUCUCCAAUGGCACCGAGUACGUCUAUGUCUACGACCAAGAAGGGCGGCUGAUGAAGGCUGUCUACAGGUUUCCUGAUCAAAUCUGGCAUGUGGAGCUCUUGCCCCUCCACCAUCAGCUGUAUAUUCUCUGUGCUGGAGUUGGCAUUUAUUGCGUGUCCUUGGACUAUCAAAAGAGGUUAGUGAAGCAGACGGAUGGAGAGGAAAGCGACUGCUUUUCCAGCAUCUUCCCCAUGGGCUGUGAUGCCUGCACUCUCCCUGAUGCCACACUUUGCACCUUCACGCUGCUCAAUGAUGUCUUGGUCACCCUUUCCCAAGUCCGAGAGAAGUGGUGCAUGAAUCUCCACAAACUCCCAGGCCCUGAAGGCCAGGAGAAAUUGCCAUAUCAGCCAGUCAGCCACGUGGACAUCACCACCAGCACAAGCAACGAUGGCGACAUGUCUUUAGCCCACUUCCUCCCGGUGCUGUGUUGUGCAUCUGCUCCUGGCGCCAGUGAACAUUGGGAGGGACUUCGCCAUUCUGGGGGGUUCGUGCUGGAGGAGCCCCUCUUCAGCCUCCUUUUCGGUGUAGACGCUGCUAUGCUGGAUUCUCCCAUGAUCCUUUGUGGCUUCCCCGAUGGGCAGUUGUGUUCAGUGCCUUUGAAGGCCCUGAACUCGCCUGGAGACCAUGGCUGGGAAGACUCGCCCGUCAAGAUCCUUCAUCAUCUGGAGGAGCCAGUGGUCUUCAUUGGGGCCCUGAGGACUGAACGGAAAUCUCCAGAUGUGGAGGAGCAUCCAGCCUAUGGAGGCUUGGGUUGUGACUGUGUUGUGGCUUUGGGACACUACGGUAAAAUGGUGGCCAUCAAGGCGUCUCAAGGAGAAGAAGUCAAAGUCCCAGAGCUCCGGGAGUAUUACCUACAAGGGCCAGUUCUGUGUGCAGCCUGCAGCGGGGGAAGCUGCAUGUACUACAGCACCCAUUCUGACAUCUAUGCAGUUGACUUGGACAGCAACACACCUGAGGCUGAAAAAGUGGAGGCUCCGGCAGGGACCCUUCCUUCAGCUGUGUCUCCUGCCAGCUUGAGUAUCUGCAGUGUGGUGGCGCUUUCCUUAUCUUCCCGGGAGUCAGAAGGAGAAUCUGAACUUCUGGCUCUCUCCGCCAAAGGCCGUCUCAUGACGUGUGGCUUGUGCAGCCCAGAUGAUACACAGCCGCUCAAGAUGAACGCUGACAAAGCUGGGCAGAGGAUCAAAGAGCUGCUGUCCGGGAUAGGCCAUGUCUCUGAAAGAGUGUCCUCCCUUAAAAAAGCUGUGGACCAAAAAAAUCAAGCUUUGACAUGCCUGAACCAAGUGAUGAAUGUGAGUGCAGCUUUGCUUUCAAGCCAGAAUGGUCCGAAGCCCAUCACUUGCACUAUCGCUGCUCAUUGGAGCCAUAUGCUGGUUCAGGACACCUUGACAAUCUCCUGCAUCUUAGAAAACUCAAGCGAAUGCAGCCUGGAGCGGGGCUGGACCUUCUGCGUCCAGCUUUUCGCCAACUCCUGUGACUUUGAGGAAACCACUUCAGAUUCUGCCACCACCUAUACCUUCCCUAUAGAUCAGCUUCUUCCAGGGAACAAGACGGAGGUGACCCUUCCAGUCAGCCCCGCUGAAGGCUCCAAACUGAAUCUGCCUUUCACUGUCUCCUGCUCCCUCUACUACAGCUUGCAGGAGAUCUUAGGCACCGUUUCUGAAUCCACUGAGCUUCUGGAUGACCUCUUUUCAGACGAUUCCCCUGGCCUUGCUCUGGACAGAGAAGGUAUCUGCCUGCCCUUGAGGGAAGACAUCAUUGACCUCCUGCAGUGCCUUCGCCUGGAUGAUAACAAGGGAGUGUCUGAAGCUAGCCCACCUGCUAUGGCCAUUUCUGUCCCUGGGGAUCCAGUUGAAAACUUCUUGAAGUUAUCUCUCAAGAGCAUGGAAGAGAAUGAUGAGCUUGUCCCAAAGGGACUGAGUAUCAUCGAUGAAAAUUACUUGGCUCCAACUGUAGCUUCAAUCAAGGUAUCCUCUGAACUGCUGAGAACAUCCUUGAAGGACUUCUGUGAAGAAGUGUCCUUGUGCUGUAUUGUGCUGCGAUGGCUGCUGGCUGAAAAUGCUGAAGCGGAUGCCCUUCGGAGCCAGGAGGUGGCAGUCAUGCAAGGGUUGGCCCCAGAUGGAGGCAAAGUGCAGCUGAACAUCCGAGAGGUGACUGUCAGUGACCUGAGCCCAGCAGGUCCUAUCCAAGCUGUGGAGAUUGUCAUCCAGGGCUCUCCACUGGUGAACAUGUGUCAACUGCAUCAUGCUGUGGUUCGGCGCAUUCAGAUGCUGUUAAAGGAAGCCCAGUCCCUCCGGGAUAACUUGUGUCUGGGGAAUGAUUCGGAUGCAACAGUGGAGAAGCUUCUUCAGGUUUACCAGCAGCUGCGCAACCCCAGCCUUGUGGUCCUGUGAGUGUCAAGCAGCGACACCCCUCGGAGGAUCCCACUGCCGCCUCUGCCCAGAGCUGGUGGAUGAAGGGAGCAGCAGGCUGUGCACUUUCUGGACAGGAGGCUGAAGCAGGGGCGUGGCAGAGAAGGGGUGGAGGAUCCCAACAGGAACACCCCGGCUCCUCUGGAGACUGAAGGAUCAGGGGCCAAGCUUUCUCCUGCAAUCCCCAAUCCUCUUCCCUUUGAACACAACUAGCUCCCCCGCCCACCCUCCCUAGGCUCCGUAUUUUAUGCCCACCCUGGACGGGCGCCUGGUUGCAUUGUGACGCUCUUCACACGCAGGCAGGUGGUCCGGGUCCUUGUGUGCACGUGCGUGCAGAGAUGCCCAGGUGCAUGUAUGUAAUUUGGAUGGCUAGCAAGACGCUCUCGUGGCUGAGGGUGGUGUGUUGUGGAUUACCCUCGAUGUCGUUAGUUUAGCUUUUCUCGCUUUUGGUGGCACUUAAGGUUGCUGUGGCAGGCAAGUCUGGUGAGUUGUCGGUGGGGAAGGGAGGGGGAGAUUUUGCUGGAAAUGCAACGCCUUUUGGUUCAUUCCGAGCAGCAGCAGCAGCAGCCGCCAUCAUCACCACCACCAAAGGGCUAUGCUUCUAGCUGUGUCACAUUUUUUCAGAAAACACUGUGGAAAAACAGGCUGUCACAUACCUAGGUAACUCAGGGGGUGCUCUUAGUACGGCAUCCCUUUUUCUAAUGGGACAUUUUGCUCCUUUUUCCAAUAUGUUUCCUUUCUAUAAACGACUUGCUUGUCAAUUUCCAAGGCAGAGACUCCUGCAGACUCGUGUAUAUGUGUGUGCUAACCCUUCUUUGCUUCUCAAGGGGCUUGUAUUGAUGGGAAAAUAUCCAGCGUUUGUCAAGCUGUUAGCUCCUGGGAUAGCCCUCCCUUGCUGGGAAGUCCAGUCUUCCUUUCCCUUCCCCUCCCCUCCCCUGGCAGCUUGGGGGCUUUGCCUGCUGCCUCCCUGCUGAGCUAAUGCAGCAUCUGUUUUAAAAGCUGCCUCCUCCUGAUGAAUAAUUGAAAAGCCACACCACCAGCACUCACCGGCUGGCACUAAAGGCCAUUAGGAAACACACCAUCGCUCAGGGGUGAAGGCUGCCAUGCACUUUCCUCUUGUCCAAUCUGGAAUAAUUGAUGUCAUGGCUGCCCUCUGCCCUCGGUGAAAAUCCUCACCUUGAAUCCCGGAGCCCUUUCGAGGCAGAUGGGGCUGCCCUCCCCUCCCAUCCCCAUGCGGCCCUUUCCCUUGUAGUUACCAGGUCAGCCUGAAAAUUUUAAAAUGGGGGAGGGGGAGAGAGAGCUGCUACCACCCACAGGGGAAAUGCCUGCUUUGUGUUUGGGAGGCUGUCCAAAGCCCUGUUUCUUGAAUCUCAGGAUGCCCCUCGCCUGACCUUUCCCCGAUAGAGGCAAGGGCCGGGCUGUCCAAGCAGCAGCAGCUGAAGCUUCCUUGAGGGAGCCCUCUUUUUUUUCUUUUCUUUUCAGAAGCUGCAGUUUUCCCCUGCUUACCUAGCCGUGUCAGGCUCCAUAAAUACACUCACACGCAUCUAUGUAAUUAACCUUCCAAAAUGAAGGUUAAGCGAACCUUUGCUGCUCAAGGCUUGGGAAUAGGUAUUGAGCGGAAGGAGGAGAUAUGCCGCUCCUUCCCCCAUCCCUCCUUUUCUAAUUUCUCUUAAUAUAUUGGAAUUCAGGGGGAUGCUCCUGCUCCUCCUUCACCUGAACCCCUGUAAUCAUGGAGUGCUCCACCAGUGACACUUGCAAGGAUUUUGUGUGGCGGGGGGAGGGAGCAGGCAGCUCUGCUGUGUCUGAGUGGGAACCAAAUAGUGAACAGUCCCAGCACCCUUCUUUGGAAGAAUUCAGGUUUUGGUUACUGACAAUGCUUGUGUGGACUGCGAUUCCCUGCUCCAGUGUCCUCGCCUCCUGCUCAGCAAGUCCUGAGUGGAAGAAUUGACAGGUCUGGGUCUCAGCCUCCCUGCAGUGCUAGCCUAAUUGGAUGCUGGCCAACAACCAUUCAGUGCUGAACACGUAUAGAGGGAGUACACACACACACACACCAGCUCCAUGAGUAGCAGGAAUUGGCCUUACAGACCAUAUCUGCUUGGAGAAAGUGUAGCUAGUGGGUAUGGAAGCUGGAGAACCUAAGGAGAAACGAAGUUCCUAGUCACUGUGAGGAGGAGGCGGCUACUCCCAGGGCCUGGCUGGAAUUGUUCUACUCAAAGAAAGGAAAUCAAGCCCAGACUAAUCAAGUCUCCAGACUCUAUCACAGAAUUCAUCCUGGCACUCAAAAUAUAAUCUCAGGAUCCCGGUCAGAAUACAUGACUCCUACCUCAUUUCCUUUCCUAGAAAGUAUCCUGUUUGUUUAUCAUCAAGAGUGUCAGCCACACUUUCCUCAGCCAAACUGAGCUCUGAU